This is a messenger RNA of Auanema sp. JU1783, 870 nucleotides long. Lineage: Eukaryota; Metazoa; Nematoda; Chromadorea; Rhabditida; Rhabditidae. The record is from the annotation of a GenBank genome assembly.
AUGGAUUUGAUUGAUCUUUAUCAUGCACAUGAAUAUAGUUUAGCCAACAACACUGAAUCUACUUUUGAAUCCGAGAAUCAAGAAUCUGAUGAUGAAUCUGAAGUAACCAAAGCCAAAGUGAAAAAGCCAAAGUUUGUUCCAUGGGAACCUUUCAAAGCGGCACCUGGUCCUGAUAGAAAGGGAAAGGCGCCUGAUGAUAUACCGUUGUUAAUUCCGUAUAGGAGUAUUAAUAAAGUAGAAAAAGUGAAUGAAAAUGACGCUAAGCCUGUUUUAAUUGACGGAAUGAAACUGCGAAAGAAACGAAGUAGUGAUCAUCCGUUGGUCAACGAAAAGGUGAUAAGAAUGGAAAAGGAGCUUGAAGAGUUUAAGAAGCAACUAGAUUUAGAAAGGAAACUAAACGGGGAACUGAAAACUAUGUUUCUUUCGUCGUUGGGCGAUGAUCUGCAAAUUCAGGUAGAAGCGCUAGCUGAAGACAAAAUACAUCUAGGACGAAGGCUAGAAGAAUAUUGUGAAAAGGUUGCUAUGGGUAACGAGGAAGUAGAAGGGUUGAAGAUAGAGAGGGAUGUUUGGAAGUGUAAAUUUCAAGCGCAAUCCAUUAGAGCAGACGAGCUUAAUGCUAAGGUGGAUUAUCUACUAGACUUGCUGAAAAGAGCCCAAGUUUAUGUUAAAAAAUGGAGUGAACAGUCUUCUAAUGAAACUGUUGCUUACCGGAAACCACCGGCUCAAGUUGUGGAGUUUUGUAAUUUCGAUCUGCACAAGUUGUAUCUCAGAUCACCCUGUGAUCCUCGAAUUAAACAGGUUGUUCGGGUCGCGAGAUUCAGCUUAUUUAAGAAUCGAGACUAUGAAAUCAUGAGUGGCUACAGCUCUUAA